AUGUCAGCAUCAACUAGUCAAAAUAAGGAUUUUAUCGAAGUUAAAAUUGAAGACCCGGAAAUCAAAGAUGAAUCUAAAGACGAAGGUGAUGAAAAGAUGAUGCCUUCAAAAUAUUUUGCGAUUAAAUUCAAAUUACAAAUGUAUAUUAUUGAAAAUUUGAAUAAAGAAGGCUUAGUUACAGAAAAUAAUCCGGAGCUAAAGAAUAAUUUAAAAUCAGAUAACGAUACAGAUCUAGAAGAUGACAAGAAAACAUCAUACAGGGAACUUUCAAGUGCUCCUACUGCAUUUAAAUUUACUGAUAAGCAACUAAAUUUAAUUAAGAAUGAACAUGAAAACAUAUUGAAAUGGUCUAUUGCCGUAUCAGAUAAAUUAACUAGCUUACCAAAAUUUAGGUUAUUAACAAUAUCUUGUAUUAACCUUAAAGAUAUAAAAUAUUAUAAGGGAAACCCUACUGGAAUACAUCCGAUAGGAACACUCAAUCAUGGAUUUACUUUUGUUUUCAUGAUUAAUGAUGAUUAUUCAAUUAGUAAUAUUGAAGAAUUACCAAUUGAAUAUGGUGGAAUAGUCAAAUUGUUUUCUAAAAAUGACAAAAUAACUAAUCAAAAUGUUGAAAAAGAUAAUGAUAAACAGAUAAUUGACAAAACUAGUCAAAAUGAUGGACACCUUCUUAUUAUCUUAACAUUAUCGGGGAUCCACAAAUAUCAUAUUAAUAUGAAGAAUAAAUUUAUUAACAUUAGUGAGGAAUAUGAUAAGGCAUGCCAUGAUGCAUAUGACACUAUAUGCGG
Molecule: messenger RNA, 785 nt
Organism: Dentiscutata erythropus
Lineage: Eukaryota; Fungi; Glomeromycota; Glomeromycetes; Diversisporales; Gigasporaceae
Source: the annotation of a GenBank genome assembly